AUAUUAUAACGAAGAUAUGUCUAUCGCGGGUUCUUUUCUUUUAAAUAGAGAAGUCGAUGGAGUAUUGGUGGAAUCUUCUAAUGUUCAAGAAUUUGAAGGACUUGAUUUUAAAAUAAAGACGGAAACACUUCCAACUGAAGACAACAACACGAGAUUAUUGUUUCUGGAUAAAAAUGAUAAGGAAAUUCCUGUACCAGAAGACAUAGAAUGCAAAGAUGUUACAUCUAAAAAAGAGGUUAUUAAAAAGCCGCUUCCUCAUACUCAAUAUUUUUUAAUUACUCAUCCUCUUAAAUAUGAGAUUUAUCAUAAUAAUAAAUGUAUAUAUAAAAUAACUGGAGAGAAAAAAUUUUCAAUUUUUAAUUAUCAAAAACCAGAAGAG
Messenger RNA from Diversispora eburnea, 379 nucleotides. The record is from the annotation of a GenBank genome assembly. NCBI's taxonomy places the organism in Eukaryota, Fungi, Glomeromycota, Glomeromycetes, Diversisporales, Diversisporaceae.